This is a messenger RNA of Symbiodinium natans, 372 nucleotides long. Lineage: Eukaryota; Dinophyceae; Suessiales; Symbiodiniaceae. The record is from the annotation of a GenBank genome assembly.
AUGGCAGCUGGCAAAGGCACAGGAAAGGGUGCCACGCUUUUUGUGGGUUCAUUGCCAAGAACGGCCACGCGCGAGUCCAUUGCGGCGUGCUUCAGGCAAUUUGGGGACGUGGUGGAUGUGCAACUGAAGUUGGCGGCGGAUGGCCUUUGCAAAGGCUUCGCAUUCGUGACCUUCAAGGAAGGGGACUCUGCAUUGCGCGUGUUGGACAACUACCAUCACAAUUCCUUGGAUGGCCAGUGGGUUGAUUGCCAAGUUGCAGGCAGCAAAGGCAAAGGAAGCGCGGUCGCGGACACCACGCCCGCGCGGCAAACGCUUGUCCGGAUCGUGAAAAGUGUUUUUGACCCGAAAGCUUUGGGCUGUGUCUCUUCAUAG